GUCCCCGCCCCCUCUCGGCCGCGCCCUGGGGGCGGGGCUUGCUGGGGGCGGGUCCUGCGACACCGCCCGGGAAGCAGCGCGAGCUGGGCGGCCCCCGCCACAUCCUCCUCCUCCUCCUCCUCCGGGUCCGAGCCAGCGGAGCGGAGCCAGGGCCGAUCCGAGGGCUCCGAGGGCGCGGGCGGAGCAGGGCACGCAGCCAUGGCGCACCAGACGGGCAUCCACGCCACCGAGCAGCUGAGGGAAUUCUUCGCCAAGGCGCGGGCCGGCUCCGUCCGGCUCAUCAAAGUCGUCAUUGAGGAUGAGCAGCUCACGCUGGGUGCGUCGCGGGAGCCGGUGGGCAGCUGGGAGCAGGACUACGACCGGGCCGUGCUGCCGCUCCUGGACGCCCAGCAGCCCUGCUACCUGCUCUACCGCCUGGACUCCAAGAACGCCCAGGGCUUCGAGUGGCUCUUCCUCGCCUGGUCGCCUGACAACUCCCCGGUGCGGCUGAAGAUGCUCUACGCGGCCACGCGGGCCACGGUGAAGAAGGAGUUCGGGGGCGGCCACGUCAAGGACGAGCUCUUCGGGACGGCGAAGGACGACCUCUCCUUGGCCGGGUACCAGAAGCACCUGUCGUCCUGUGCGGCGCCCGCCCCGCUGACCUCGGCCGAGAGGGAGCUGCAGCAGAUCCGCAUCAACGAGGUGAAGACAGAGAUCAGCGUGGAGAGCAAGCACCAGACCCUGCAGGGCCUCGCCUUCCCCCUGCAGCCGGAGGCCCAGCGGGCGCUGCAGCAGCUCCGGCAGAAGACGAUCAACUACAUCCAGCUGAAGCUGGACUUGGAGCGGGAGACAAUCGAGCUGGUGCACACGGAGCCCACAGAUGUGGCCCAGCUGCCCUCGCGGGUGCCCCGAGAGGCCGCCCGCUACCACUUCUUCCUCUACAGGCACACCCAUGAGGGCGACCCCCUCGAGUCUGUGGUGUUCAUCUACUCGAUGCCGGGCUACAAGUGCAGCAUCCGGGAGCGCAUGCUCUACUCCAGCUGCAAGAGCCGCCUCCUGGACUCCGUGGAGCAGGACUUCCGGCUGGAGAUAGCCAAGAAGGGCCCCUGCCAUGGCGCCCCGCUGCCCUUGUCUCUCCUGGUUCAGGCCCAGGUGCUGGCCCUGGCCCUGGCCCAGGGCGCCCUGCCCGCCUUCCUGCCCUGUGAGUUUCAGGCCCCUGACUACAUCAACUGCGAGUGGCUCUUCCUGACGUCCGUGCCCCACUUCACGGCGUCCUCGCCCCGUGGGAACGUCACGAAGCUCUCCCUGAGCUGCAACCGCAUCCGCCACCUCCACAACUCCGACUUCGCCCACCUGCCCGGCCUGCGGAGGCUCAACCUCAAGUGGAACUGCCCGCCCAGCAGCCUCAGCAUCAUGCACUGGGCCUGCCACAUGACCAUCGAGCCCCACACCUUCCUGGCCGUGCCCACCCUGGAGGAGCUGAACCUGAGCUACAACAACAUCACCACCGUGCCCGCCCUGCCCCCCGCCCUCCGGACCCUGUCCCUGAGCCGCACCAACAUCCUGGCCAUUGACGCCGCCAGCUUCAGGGGCCUGCACGCCCUGACACACCUGUACAUGGACGGCAACUGCUACUACCAGAACCCCUGCGGCCGGGCCGUGCGGGUGGCCCCCGGCGCCCUCCUCGGCCUGCACAACCUCACCCACCUGUCGCUCAAGUACAACAACCUCACGGCAGUGCCCCGCGGCCUGCCCCCCGGCCUGCACACCCUGCUGCUGUCCUACAACCGCAUCGUCUCCCUGGGGCCUGCGGACCUGGCCAACUUCACCGCCCUGCGCGUGCUGGACGUGGGCGGAAACUGCCGCCGGUGCGACCACGCCCGCAACCCCUGCGUGGAGUGCCCCCCGGGCUUCCCCAAGCUGCACCCCGACACCUUCAGCAACCUGAGCCACCUGGAAGGCCUGGUGCUGAGCGACAGCUCUCUCUCCAGCCUGGACACCCGCUGGUUCCGGGGCCUGGGCAACCUCUCCGUGCUGGACCUGAGCGAGAACUUCCUGUACGACUGCAUCCAGAACACCACGGCCUUCCAGGGCCUAAGGAAGCUGCGCAAACUCAACCUGUCCUUCAACUACCACAAGGGGGUGUCCUACGCCCACAUGACCCUGGCGCCCUCCUUCGGGCGGCUGCGCGCCCUGGAGGUGCUGGACAUGACCGGCAUCUUCUUCCGCGAGCUCAGCGAGCGCACGCUCUGGCCGCUGGCCCGCCUGCCCGUGCUGCAGACCCUCAAGCUCCAGAUGAACUUCAUCAACCGGGCCCAGCUCAGCAUCUUCCAGGCCUACCCCAGCCUGUGCCAGGUGGAUCUGUCCAACAACCGCAUCAGCGGGCCUCUGGGGCUGAACGCCCCCACGUGGGAGGCGGAUGCUGGGGCGGCGAACCGGCGGCCCUCGGGGCACCUCGCGCCGGAUCCCAGGGACACCCCCAGCUCGGAGAACUUCAUGCCGAACUGCAAGAACCUCAGCUUCACCUUGGACCUGUCGCGGAACAACCUGGUGACGAUCGAGCCGGAGAUGUUCGCCGGGCUGUCGCGCCUCCAGUGCCUACGUCUGAGCUACAACAGCAUCUCGCAGGUCAACGGCUCCCAGUUCGUGCUGCUGACCAGCCUGCAGGUGCUGGACCUGUCCUACAACAAGCUGGACCUGUACCACGGCCGCUCGUUCACGGAGCUGCCCUGCCUGCGGGCCCUGGACCUCAGCUACAACAGCCAGGCCUUCAGCAUGCAGGGCAUGGGCCACAACUUCAGCUUCGUGGCCCAGCUGCCCGGCCUGCGCUACCUCAGCCUGGCGCACAACGCCAUCCACAGCCGGGUGUCCCCGGAGCUGCGCAGCGCCUCGCUCAGGGCCCUGGACUUCAGCGGCAACGCCCUGAACCGCAUGUGGAACGAGGGAGACCUCUACCUCCGCUUCUUCCAGGGCCUGAGCCAGCUGGCCAGCCUGGACCUGUCCCGGAACCACCUGCACGCCGUCCUGCCUCACAACCUGGGCUACCUCCCCCGGAGCCUGCAGCGGCUGCGGCUCCAGGACAACUACUUGGCCUUCUUCAACUGGAGCAGCCUGACCCUCCUGCCCCAGCUGGAGAGCCUGGACCUGGCGGGGAACCAGCUGAAGGCCCUGACCAACGGCAGCCUCCCCGCGGACAGCAGGCUCCGGAGGCUGGACGUCAGCCGCAACCGCAUCAACUUCGUGGCCCUCGGCUUCUUCGCUCCGGCCACGCAGCUGCAAGAGCUCAACCUCAGCCACAACGCCCUCCGGACGCUGGACCCCUCGUGGUUCGGCGCCCGGGUGGCGGCCGCCCUGACGGUCCUGGAUGUGAGCGCCAACCCCCUGCACUGCGCCUGCGGGGCGGCCUUUGUGGAAUUCCUGCUGCAGGUGCAGGCGGCCGUGCCCGGGCUGGCCAGCCAGGUCAAGUGCGGCAGCCCGGGCCAGCUGCAGGGCCGCAGCAUCUUCGCCCAGGACCUGCGCCUCUGCCUGGACGAGGCCCUGUCCUGGGACUGCUUCGGCCUCUCGCUGCUGGCGGUGGCGCUGGGCGUGGCCGUGCCGCUGCUGCAGCACCUGUGCGGCUGGGACCUCUGGUACUGCUUCCACCUGGGCUUGGCCUGGCUGCCCCGGCGCGGGCACCGGCGGGGCGCGGAUGCCCUGUCCUACGACGCCUUCGUGGUCUUCGACAAGACGCACGCCGCCGUGGCCGACUGGGUGUACAACGAGCUGCGGGUGCGGCUGGAGGAGCGCCGCGGGCGCCGGGCGCUGCGCCUGUGCCUGGAGGAGCGGGACUGGCUGCCCGGCAAGACGCUCUUCGAGAACCUGUGGGCCUCGGUCUACAGCAGCCGCAAGACGCUGUUCGUGCUGGCCCACACGGACCGCGUCAGCGGCCUCCUGCGCGCCAGCUUCCUGCUGGCCCAGCAGCGCCUGCUGGAGGACCGCAAGGACGUGGUGGUGCUGGCCAUCCUGAGCCCCGACGCCCACCGCUCCCGCUACGUGCGGCUCCGCCAGCGCCUCUGCCGCCGGAGCGUCCUCCUCUGGCCCCAACAGCCCAGCGGCCAGAGCAGCUUCUGGGCCCAGCUGGGCGUGGCCCUGACCAGGGACAACCACCACUUCUACAACCGAAACUUCUGCCGGGGCCCCACCACGGCCGAGUAAGGGGGGGGGGGGCAGUGGGGGGGCAGCCGGCACACCCAGCCCCGCCUCCGCCGUGCCCUCUGCCUGGGAUGCCCCAGCCUGUCUCGCUCUGCAGAGGGGCCGAGGCCCCUGGCAUACAGCAGGCACUCAAUAAAUGCUCCUGGCAGGCCCACGGCUACUGGGAGGGAAGCUGCCGAG
This is a messenger RNA of Myotis myotis, 4350 nucleotides long. Its product is annotated as twinfilin-2. Gene Ontology annotation, biological process: positive regulation of interleukin-6 production; toll-like receptor signaling pathway; actin filament depolymerization. The record is from RefSeq and is a predicted model, not a curated record. Gene Ontology annotation, molecular function: actin filament binding; actin monomer binding; pattern recognition receptor activity. Bases 199 to 4173 code for a protein of 1324 amino acids. The transcript has 9 exons. Gene Ontology annotation, cellular component: actin filament; plasma membrane; myofibril. NCBI's taxonomy places the organism in Eukaryota, Metazoa, Chordata, Mammalia, Chiroptera, Vespertilionidae.